This is a messenger RNA of Parnassius apollo (apollo), 318 nucleotides long. The record is from the annotation of a GenBank genome assembly. NCBI's taxonomy places the organism in Eukaryota, Metazoa, Arthropoda, Insecta, Lepidoptera, Papilionidae.
AUGUCACAAUGCUUUGUGGAUUUGGAAGAAGCUAUUAAAGCUACAAUGGCUUUGACAGACGAGGAAUGGGAUACCUUGACAGCCGAAGAAUGGCGUUUAUGUCGCGAGUUAUGCACUGUACUCAAGCCUUUUGAACAGAUAACUGAAGCGAUGAGCGGGGAACAAUACGUAUAUGGGAUUCAAAUACUCAUUUUAACUAGAGGUCCGAUUUCGGCACUGAAUAAAAUGCUUCAGGUUCAGGAGGAAGAUUUUGCGGACAGUCUUCACGAAAUAACUAAAAACCUAAUACGUUCUUUGAGAUCGGAGACUGAAAGAUGA